AUGCCUCAACUUCUAGGGAAAGAGAUCGGCUCGACAGGCUUUGGCCUGAUGGGCUUGACCACCCGUAACCCGCCAAUACCGAUCGAACAGGCCUUCAAAGCCAUGCGCGCCGCUCUCGAAUGUGGAUGCAAUUUCUGGAAUGCCGGAGAGUUCUAUGGCACACCAGACUGGAACACCCAGACGCUGCUCGCCGCCUACUUCAAGCAGUACCCCGUGGACGCCGAUAAAGUGGUCCUGAGCGUGAAAGGCGCUUUUGAUCUUGCCACAGGUCGGCCAGACGGGUCACCAGAGGGACUCAAACGCAGCAUCGACAAGAUCCUCAAAGAUCUGGACGGGACGAAGACGAUCGAUAUCUUUGAAUGUGCCCGUGUCGACCCAAACACCCCUCCCGAGCUCACGUUGAAGUACCUCGAGGAAGAAUAUCUUAACAAGGGAAUCAUAGGCGGCGUCGCCCUUAGCGAAGUGUCCGCCGAAUCUAUCCGGCGUGCUGCCAAUAUCACCAAGAUCGUCGCCGUCGAGAUCGAACUGAGCCUGUGGGCGACCCAUGUUUUGCAUAAUGGAGUUGCCGCGACUUGUGCUGAGCUCAAUAUCCCUCUGAUUGCGUACUCUCCCAUCGGCCAAGGCAUGUUGACCGGCCAGAUCAAGUCGCUCGAUGACAUUCCUCAAGGGGAUUUCAGACGCCAGUACCCUCGUUUCCAACCCGAGACUUUCUCGAUCAAUUUGCAGCUUGUCAGGGAAGUCGAAGAGCUGGCCAAGAAGAAACAAUGCACCCCUGCGCAACUGGCGACCAAUUGGGUUAGAAGUCUGUCCAACAGACCUGGCCUGCCACUGAUCAUCCCCAUUCCGGGCGCGACGGCCGACACGCGCGUGCGUGAGAACGCGCAGGAGUACACAUUGACGAGCGGCGAGCUAUCUUUGAUCGAUGACAUCCUGGCCAAGUUCACCAUUGUAGGCCGUCGGUACCCGGAAGGCAUACCUAUUGACACCUAGGAUUCUGUUCACGCAGGAGUGAGACUGCUUGAUAGCAAGACCAAAGGCACCACAACUCUCGUAAAGAAGGAUAAAUCUUUCGGCACGUCAGAUGUUCGUAGAAUGUGGCUGUUUUGACGCAAAGCCUCCAUGGAAUUGCACAUAUCAAGCUGGCACGAAAUUGGAUACAAUCAUGGCUUCUUGCUUCUGAUUAGAUUAUUUCAGCUGUACACACCUGGCGAGGCAACCCUUGCUAGUAGCGCAUCGAAAGAACUGUCUUUCCAACAUAGAAAUCUGGGAUACAA
This is a messenger RNA of Exophiala xenobiotica, 1274 nucleotides long. RefSeq lists its product as uncharacterized. The coding region runs from base 1 to 990 and encodes 329 amino acids. The transcript is spliced from 3 exons. Gene Ontology annotation, cellular component: cytoplasm. The record is from RefSeq and is a predicted model, not a curated record. Lineage: Eukaryota; Fungi; Ascomycota; Eurotiomycetes; Chaetothyriales; Herpotrichiellaceae.